Messenger RNA from Thermothielavioides terrestris NRRL 8126, 432 nucleotides. RefSeq lists its product as uncharacterized. The record is from RefSeq and is a predicted model, not a curated record. Lineage: Eukaryota; Fungi; Ascomycota; Sordariomycetes; Sordariales; Chaetomiaceae. The coding region runs from base 1 to 432 and encodes 143 amino acids. The transcript has a single exon.
AUGGCUUCCCUCCCCUCCCUCCCGCCAUCCGCCACAACCUCCAUCCUCCGGGCUGCGCUCCACGACCGCGUGGUGGGCGUCCUCGUCGGCUCCGCCCUCGGCGACGCCAUCGGGCUCUACACCGAGUUCCUCACCGCCGCCGACGCCGCCGCCGCCUAUCCCACCCGCACCUUCACCCUGACCGCCACCCCACACCCAACCCCCUUCAAGCUCGACAUGCACCGCGCGCCCAAAGAGUUAGGCCACUGGACCGACGACACCGACCACGCCCUGCUCAUCCUCCUCGCCUUCCUGCACACCGCCCGCACCAGCCCCAGCAGCCCCAACCCCAGCACGCACCCACCCGCAAACGCAACCCCGCAAGCCAACCCGUCCCCACCCCCGCCCCCGCUCCCCACCCAACAUGACCUCGCCUUGCGCCUCCACGCCUAG